AUGAGCCGACUUGGGACUUGCCUGGUCACUUUGACCGGACUUUUGCUAACUGCGGCGGGGGACUCGUUUUCAGGUGGUUGCCUCUUUGAUGAGCCUUACAGCACAUGUGGAUACAGUCAAGCUGUAGAUGAUGACUUCAACUGGGAGCAAGUGAACACCUUGACCAAACCAACCUCUGACCCAUGGAUGCCAUCAGGCUCCUUCAUGUUGGUGAACACAUCCGGGAGACCCGAGGGACAGAGAGCCCACCUCCUCCUACCUCAGCUGAAGGAGAAUGACACCCACUGCAUUGACUUUCACUACUUUGUGUCUAGCAAGAGUAAUUCUGCCCCCGGGUCACUCAACGUCUACGUGAAGGUCAAUAAUGGGCCUUUGGGGAGCCCUAUCUGGAAUAUAUCUGGAGACCCUAACCGUACAUGGAACAGGGCAGAACUGGCCAUCAGUACCUUCUGGCCUAACUUUUAUCAGGUGAUUUUUGAAGUCAUAACUUCUGGACAUCAAGGUUACCUCGCUAUUGAUGAAGUGAAGGUGUUAGGACAUCCAUGUACCAGAACGCCCCACUUCCUGCGGAUCCAGAACGUGGAGGUCAAUGCCGGCCAGUUUGCCACCUUCCAGUGCAGCGCCAUCGGCAGGACCGUGGCUGGAGACAGGCUCUGGCUACAGGGCAUUGAUGUCCAGGAUGCUCCUCUGAAGGAAAUAAAGGUGACCAGUUCCCGGCGAUUCAUAGCAUCAUUUAACGUCGUGAACACAACCAAACGAGAUGCUGGAAAAUACCGCUGCAUGAUUCGCACCGACGGGGGAGUUGGCAUAUCCAACUAUGCAGAGUUGGUAGUUAAAGAGCCCCCUGUUCCCAUCGCGCCCCCUCAGCUGGCCUCUGUGGGGGCCACCUACCUGUGGAUACAACUCAACGCCAACUCCAUCAAUGGGGACGGGCCCAUUGUGGCCCGGGAGGUGGAAUACUGCACGGCCAGUGGGAGCUGGAGCGACCGGCAGCCGGUGGACUCCACAAGCUACAAAAUCGGGCAUCUGGACCCCGACACGGAGUAUGAGAUCAGUGUGCUCCUCACCCGGCCUGGGGAGGGCGGCACCGGCUCCCCUGGGCCCGCCCUCAGGACCAGGACCAAGUGUGCUGAUCCCAUGCGUGGCCCAAGGAAACUGGAAGUCGUGGAAGUCAAAUCUCGGCAGAUCACCAUCCGCUGGGAGCCCUUUGGGUAUAACGUGACCCGUUGCCAUAGCUACAACCUCACGGUCCACUACUGUUACAAAGUUGGAGGGCAGGAACAGGUGCGAGAGGAAGUGAGCUGGGACACAGAAAACUCACACCCCCAACACACCAUCACCAACCUCUCGCCCUACACCAACGUCAGUGUGAAGCUCAUCCUCAUGAAUCCAGAGGGGCGGAAGGAGAGCCAGGAGCUCAUAGUACAGACAGAUGAAGAUCUUCCAGGUGCUGUUCUUACUGAAUCCAUCCAAGGAAGUACCUUUGAAGAGAAGAUAUUUCUUCAAUGGCGAGAACCAAUUCAAACCUACGGUGUUAUCACUCUAUAUGAGAUCACCUACAAAGCAGUCAGUUCCUUUGACCCAGAAAUAGAUCUAUCCAAUCAAAGUGGAAGAGUUUCAAAACUGGGAAAUGAAACCCACUUCCUGUUUUUUGGACUGUAUCCAGGAACCACGUACUCCUUCACCAUCCGAGCCAGCACGGCUAAGGGCUUUGGACCCCCGGCAACAAAUCAGUUCACCACCAAAAUAUCAGCACCCUCCAUGCCGGCUUAUGAACUGGAGACGCCCUUGAAUCAGACGGACAACACAGUGACAGUCCUGCUGAAGCCUGCACACAGUCGAGGUGCACCUGUCAGUGUCUACCAAAUAGUGGUCGAGGAAGAGCGUCCUCGAAGAACGAAAAAGACCACAGAAAUCUUAAAAUGCUACCCGGUACCCAUCCACUUCCAGAACGCCUCCAUACUGAAUUCCCAGUACUACUUUGCAGCAGAAUUCCCAGCCAACAGCCUCCAAGCGGCUCAGCCCUUUACUAUUGGUGAUAAUAAGACUUACAACGGGUACUGGAACACCCCUCUCCUUCCCCAUAAAAGCUACAGAAUUUACUUCCAAGCAGCUAGUAGAGCCAAUGGGGAAACCAAAAUAGACUGUGUCCGAGUGGCCACAAAAGCUGCGAUAAUCGUGACUCAGCUUACGACACCUCAUAUUCGCAUCGCCCCUGCCGCAGGCGACGACCAGCUGACAGGAGCCGUCACUCCAAAACCAGUCCCAGAACCCGAGAAGCAAACAGACCACACAGUCAAGAUCGCGGGGGUCAUUGCUGGCAUCCUGCUGUUCGUGAUCAUAUUUCUCGGGGUCGUGCUGGUGAUGAAGAAAAGGAAACUGGCCCAGAAGCGGAAGGAGACAAUGAGCAGCACAAGGCAGGAGAUGACGGUGAUGGUGAGCUCCAUGGACAAGAGCUAUGCCGAGCAGGGCACCAGCUGCGACGAGGCCUUCUCCUUCAUGGACGCGCACAACCUCAAUGGGAGAUCUGUAUCUUCACCGUCGUCCUUCACCAUGAAAACCAACACCCUGAGCACAUCGGUGCCCAACUCCUAUUACCCAGACCCAUUUGUGCCAACUGCAAUUUUAGCCCCUGGUUCCCCUCACUUCCCCCAUGACCUUCUUUUCCCAGACGAGACGCACACGAUGGCCAGCGACACCAGCAGCCUGGUGCAGCCACACACGUACAAGAAGCGUGAGCCGGCCGACGUGCCCUACCAGACCGGACAGCUGCACCCCGCCAUCCGGGUGGCCGACCUGCUCCAGCACAUCACACAGAUGAAGUGUGCCGAGGGCUAUGGCUUCAAGGAGGAGUACGAGAGCUUCUUUGAAGGGCAGUCUGCACCAUGGGACUCUGCUAAGAAAGAUGAAAACAGAAUGAAGAACAGAUAUGGGAAUAUUAUUGCCUAUGAUCAUUCCCGGGUGAGGCUGCAGACCGUAGAAGGAGACAACAACUCAGACUACAUCAACGGAAAUUAUAUUGAUGGUUAUCAUCGACCCAAUCAUUAUAUUGCUACACAAGGGCCGAUGCAGGAGACAAUCUCUGAUUUCUGGAGGAUGGUGUGGCACGAGAACACGGCGAGCAUCGUCAUGGUGACCAACCUGGUGGAAGUGGGGCGGGUCAAAUGCUGCAAAUACUGGCCAGAUGACACGGAGAUCUAUAAAGACAUUAAAGUUACCCUAAUAGAAACAGAGCUACUGGCAGAAUAUGUGAUAAGAACAUUUGCUGUUGAAAAGCGAGGCGUCCACGAAAUCCGAGAGAUCAGACAGUUCCACUUCACGGGCUGGCCGGACCACGGGGUCCCCUACCACGCCACCGGACUGCUGGGCUUCGUCCGGCAGGUGAAAUCCAAGAGCCCGCCCAACGCGGGCCCGCUGGUGGUGCACUGCAGUGCUGGUGCGGGCAGGACCGGCUGUUUCAUCGUCAUUGACAUCAUGCUGGACAUGGCCGAGCGGGAAGGGGUGGUGGACAUCUACAACUGCGUGCGGGAACUGCGGUCUCGGAGGGUGAACAUGGUGCAGACCGAGGAGCAGUACGUGUUCAUCCAUGAUGCCAUUCUGGAAGCCUGUCUCUGUGGGGACACCUCGGUACCCGCUUCCCAGGUCAGGUCGCUCUACUAUGACAUGAACAAGCUGGACCCGCAGACCAAUUCGAGCCAGAUCAAGGAGGAAUUCCGGACCCUGAACAUGGUGACGCCGACCCUGCGCGUAGAAGACUGCAGCAUCGCUCUGCUGCCCCGUAACCAUGAGAAGAACCGCUGCAUGGACAUCCUGCCGCCCGACCGCUGCCUGCCCUUCCUCAUUACCAUCGACGGCGAGAGCAGCAACUACAUCAACGCGGCCCUCAUGGACAGCUAUAAACAGCCCUCGGCUUUCAUAGUCACCCAGCAUCCUCUGCCAAACACGGUGAAAGACUUCUGGAGGCUGGUCCUGGAUUAUCACUGCACGUCUGUGGUGAUGCUAAACGACGUGGACCCCGCCCAGUUGUGUCCGCAGUACUGGCCAGAGAACGGAGUCCACCGACACGGCCCCAUCCAGGUGGAGUUUGUUUCUGCUGACCUGGAAGAAGACAUCAUCAGUAGGAUAUUCCGCAUCUACAACGCAGCGCGACCCCAGGACGGGUACCGGAUGGUGCAGCAGUUCCAGUUCCUGGGCUGGCCGAUGUACAGGGACACGCCGGUGUCCAAGCGCUCCUUCCUGAAGCUCAUCCGCCAGGUGGACAAGUGGCAGGAGGAGUACAACGGCGGGGAGGGACGCACGGUCGUGCAUUGCCUGAACGGGGGCGGCCGCAGCGGGACCUUCUGUGCCAUCAGCAUCGUCUGCGAGAUGCUCCGGCACCAGCGGACGGUGGACGUCUUCCACGCCGUGAAGACGCUGAGGAACAACAAGCCCAACAUGGUGGACCUGCUGGAUCAGUACAAGUUCUGCUACGAGGUAGCCCUAGAGUACUUGAACACUGGCUGA
Rangifer tarandus platyrhynchus (Svalbard reindeer) is the source of this 4503-nucleotide messenger RNA. The record is from the annotation of a GenBank genome assembly. NCBI's taxonomy places the organism in Eukaryota, Metazoa, Chordata, Mammalia, Artiodactyla, Cervidae.